GCCCCUCAGCGCUGCAGAAGACCGUCACGCGAAGGAAACUUUCCGCCCGGCUUUCCUCACUACGUUCUAGACGUCCUAUGAUGCGCGGUUCUUGCCCACCCGCAUACCUUGUUGACUAAAGCAAUGACCAAGAACCCGGCGUCCUUCUUGCGCUGGCCCUGUAUACAGAGCGAACUGUGGCACCCAUGACCACACAGAGCUUCCACAUGACAAACGAAGGCAUAAGACGCACCGACGGUCGCCUCCGCGCCUCCUCCUUCUGCUUGCAAACAAGCGCCUACUUCUGGGUACAGGACCUGCACUCAGACGGCAACGCCACAGUUUCCGCCUGGAACCGCAAUCAAGCGACUCUCCCUGGGUGUCCGGAACGAUGGCCGCCCACCUCCUCGACCAUUGUGGAGCCCGCAGCUCGAUCCCUGAAUCUUUUCCUCGUACGAUCCGCAAUUACCGCCUACCUCGCCUCAUGCACCUCGACCCUCGUCACGCAAAGGAUAUGCAUCGCCAACGCAUUCAUGCAAGCUCGGCUUCCGAUGGGCCUUCUCCCCAAGGUUCCGAGCGUCUCCGCCGUGGAUGUCACGAUCGUCAGCUUCGGUCGCUUGCCACUGAGCGGCUUGUGAAGCAGACGCUCAAAAGCGCGUCGUUUGCGGACGGCGACAAAGAGCCUGCUGCUGCGGGGCGCGUCCAUAUCGCAGGGUAAACGAGGCAGAUCAAAUAGCGUAUCACGCCAAACUCGACACGGGGAUCGAGGAGCGUGAGGCAAACCGCGCAAUUAUGGCCGCACAGGAAGCCCUCCAUAUCAUCGCUCGGAUAGAGGUCCCCACAUGUCAGGACGGGAGUGGCAAAUCCAUCGGAGGCUGCAUAGGCAAUAUAUGCGCAUAGUCUGCGCGAAACGCUCUCUUGAAUCUGUGGCUCCUGUGAUUCCGCAUGACAAGGGACAUGUGG
Messenger RNA from Dichomitus squalens LYAD-421 SS1, 942 nucleotides. RefSeq lists its product as uncharacterized. Bases 186 to 617 code for a protein of 143 amino acids. NCBI's taxonomy places the organism in Eukaryota, Fungi, Basidiomycota, Agaricomycetes, Polyporales, Polyporaceae. The record is from RefSeq and is a predicted model, not a curated record. The transcript has 3 exons.